CGAUCCGGGAAAACAAAUAAAUCGUCAUCACAACCCACACUUUCACAAGAUUCUGGGAAUACUGAACCUAAGAAAAUUAAAAAAACAAAAUAUAAAAAACGGAUAGAAAAGCAACCUAAACUUGAGUCAAAUGAUAUUGGACCGGAAAUUUCUUCAGAUUGGGAACGUGACAUUGGCGACAUUGAAUCUGUAGAGUUAAAGGACGAGAGACUUGUCGUCUUUGUUGCAUGGAAUUCUGGAGUGAGAAGCAUGCAUUAUGUAGAGGAAGUGAAUCAAAAGGCACCGCAAAGGAUGCUUGGAUUUUAUCAACAUCAUUUAAAAAUUAAAAAGUUUGUGAGAAAGAAUAGAUGGUAUUGUUUUUAA
Molecule: messenger RNA, 363 nt
Organism: Racocetra persica
Lineage: Eukaryota; Fungi; Glomeromycota; Glomeromycetes; Diversisporales; Gigasporaceae
Source: the annotation of a GenBank genome assembly